This is a messenger RNA of Eimeria acervulina, 363 nucleotides long. Its product is annotated as PAK1 interacting protein, putative. NCBI's taxonomy places the organism in Eukaryota, Apicomplexa, Conoidasida, Eucoccidiorida, Eimeriidae. The transcript is spliced from 4 exons. The record is from RefSeq and is a predicted model, not a curated record. Gene Ontology annotation, molecular function: protein binding. The coding region runs from base 1 to 363 and encodes 120 amino acids.
AUGCACGAAUCCAAACAAAAACCUAAGGGGGCCCCGAGGGGGCCCCCUGGGGGCCCCCCCAGGGAUGAAGUCAGCGGUUUCUUCGUAGUACUAGGAACGUAUGAAGGAGGAGUUGCCGGCUAUAGAAUAAACCCUGCUGCUGCUGCUGCUGCUAGGCAGCAGCAGCAGCAGCAGCAACAACAACAACAACAACAGGAAGAAGGAUAUUCUCGAGUGUUUGCUGUUAAUGCACAUCGCGGCGCUGUUUCUUCUUUGUGUUUUGUUGGCUCCACCCUCAUCUCAGGCGGAACGGACGAGAGCCUGAAGUUUUAUGAUUUGAGCGCAAUGAAGGAGAAGGGUUUGAUGAUGCUCAGCUCAGGUUGA